This is a messenger RNA of Amorphotheca resinae ATCC 22711, 3963 nucleotides long. RefSeq lists its product as hypothetical. The coding region runs from base 1 to 3963 and encodes 1320 amino acids. Lineage: Eukaryota; Fungi; Ascomycota; Leotiomycetes; Helotiales; Amorphothecaceae. Gene Ontology annotation, biological process: protein sumoylation. Gene Ontology annotation, molecular function: zinc ion binding; SUMO ligase activity. The transcript is spliced from 2 exons. The record is from RefSeq and is a predicted model, not a curated record.
AUGCGCAGACCUCCAUAUAAAGACGGGCCUCCCCCCGCAUCCGUCAGGGAGAGGGAUGUGGACACAUCCAAUGCGACUCUGAACACGUUCUUAGGAGGGGCUCGACAGAAAUCAUGGAUGACGGCCGCAGGGGCUCCAGUGCGGCCCACGCCUCGGCCGGGCAUAUCAAAAGCCUCGGGCCCGGCGACGUCAGGAGAGAAAACUGUGACCUCGAUCCCCCCUCCUCCAGCUCCAGCGCCAACACUCUCUCACAACUCAACCAGUAGCGGGCAUACCGAGGCUCAACAGCCUAAUGGCCAGAGCGAGCGCCUUACUGUCAACACGAAUCAGCCUCUUGCUGCGGCACAAGGAGUCUCACCUUUACAAUCAUCGUCCGGUAGCCCCCAGUCACAACCUCUGCAAAGCCAACGCUCAACACCAGUUCAAUUCAGAGAUUCGCAGUCUCCAAGGAUAACAAAUGGGCCACGGCCUUAUCGAAAUACGCAGCUUCAGUCUCAAAGACCACUCUCACAAGAAGUUCAGUCUUCCAAUGUGGAGGCCCCCGGGCAAUCUCUAUCUCCUUUAGCACAAGCACCAGCAUCUGUCCCUACGUCUCAGCAACCUGUAGAGGCAGCGGCAGAAGCACGUACACAAGAACCUCAAGGCCAACGUAUAAGCCCCAUUUUGGUCAGUCCUUCAUCUCCGAGGACAGCGCGUGAAAAUAUACCAUUACCGUCCACAAUGAUCCAAAACCCGGGACAACUGCAGUCUGGUGGUGGAAACCUUCCCUUACCGUCCACUUUGAUACAACACCAGGCGCAGUCACAGUUGGAUGAUGGCGCAGCUGUCCCUUCUAAUCCCCACAAGCGUCAGAGAACAUCCACUGCAGUCAUGCCUCCACUGGAGCCUCGUGUAGCGUUGAUUAAGCGUCAUAUAGAAUCUGUUGGAGGCAUUCAAAAUUUAAACAAUGCUCUUGAAAAGCCAAGGUUUCAGUUACUUACAGAUGCCUGCUCCAAGGAAGAUAUGUUCUACGUCGUUCUACACCAGCUUUUCUGUCUCUGGGAUUGCCAUCCUUCACAAUUGCUAAACAAGCCAGGUCUUCCCAGACGCGAGAUCAUGACUUUUUCAUUCAAGGUCCUAGGGCAAUUAAUCCGGGAUAAUGAAGGUUUGGCGAGUAGUCACUUAGAAUGGUUCUCGCAAUUUCCAAGUCCAUUUGAUGAUCUCAUGAGAACAUCUGAUUCUUAUCGCCGGACUGUGGCAGAUAUUGGAAUAUUUUUGACCAAGUUGGUCUCAGAUUGGGUUCCUUUGUCAAACCAGUGCGUUACUCGAGGUUAUCCUCCUCUUGCGGAUGAGCUAGUGAACCGCCUGGGAAUUUUAUCGCCUAUAUUACAGGGAGUUGUAUUCACUGCUACUCGGCGCAAUUUGGGGCUGGUUGAUGAUAGGUUCGGCCGUCAGAUGGAGGAUAUAUUUUCAGAAGAUAGGAGAGGUCUCCAAGAGCUUUCUGCCCGAUACAAUACAGCCCGUCCACCAACAGAAAGGGAGAUUCGGGAGCGCAAUCAGGCGCUGGCUAAUAGGUACCUCACAUUGGUCAGCCAGCAACGUCGAUAUGCAGCACAAAAGCAGCUGUCAGGGCCAACGACGAGUAGCACCGUGGCUCAACCCCCCGUGGUGCCUAGCAGCCUACGAAAUCAACCCUUCGCCUCUAAUAUUGGAGCGGCGCCUUUGUCUUUAAGCAAUGCAAACUCUAUAGGUCAGGAUUUCAGAAAUCCAAAUCCGCAAAAUUUCAUUCCAACGAACAAUCAACAAUUUGGAAAUCAGCAGGCUCAGCCGGGAAGGAUGACAAUGAUGGGAUCAUCUAAUCCUUCUCAAAUCACCGUACCGUGGCGCCCACCAAGUGUAACAGGUCUGCGAGUAAACUCGGCCUCUCCAGGCUUUGCAUCUGUGCAGAACAGACCUAUGCAAUCACCGGGUGUUGAAUCGCCAGGUAUUCAAUCGCCAGGUAUUCAAUCGCCAGGUAUUCAAUCGCCAGGUAUUCAAUCGCCAGGUAUUCAAUCGCCAGGUAUUCAAUCGCCAGCACAACAGGGAUUUCAGUGGCCUUCUCCCACCUUGAGAAACAAUAUUCAUAUGCAACAGAGUCAGAAUCUCCCGGUGCUCCCAAAUAUGAAUCAAAAUGGGAUGGUUGCUUUGAACUCCCCACAGGUUGUAUAUCCGACCAACUCAAUCCACUCACAGUCCGCAAUGCAGCAGCAGCACAUUCGUAUUGUUCAACAGCAGCAACAAUUGCAGCAGCUACAGCAGCUACAGCAGCAGCAGCAGUCUGCAGGUCAAUAUCCACAAAAUCACAUAGCAAGCCCAAUAUCGGACCAACAGUGGCAAUUACGAACAUUAAUCCAACGCGCAAUGCCGCCACAGCAGCAGCAGCAGCAGCAGCAACAGCAACAACAUCAACAAUUGCACCAACAUCAACAACAUCAACAACAACUACAGCAGCAAGUCGUAACCAUGAAUCGAGCUGCACAAUUAAGAAGUAACUCGACUCCUCAAGCGCGAAUGCCAUCCCGAAAUAACAACAACCCUGCUGGUGGUCGGCAUGUCCCUGACCUAACUCCUUCGAACCCUCAAUCGCAAGUUUCCCCGCAAGUCUCCCCUUCCUACAGUCUCCCCCCAGAUAUCAUGAAACACCAGCUAUGGGUCUACACAAACACACCACCGCUUCAACGGCCACUAGUACCUCCAGUGGGAUACGUGCAACCAUCGCAACCAACAAAUCCAGACCUCACGGCUCUUCAUCAAGCACAUAUACGCAGUCCGCGUCUAGUUGCCGCCGAUCUUGAGUAUCAGAUCCCAGAACAUGACCAGUCUCGGAGGUUCUAUCAAUCUAUAAAGAAAUUUGCGCUUGAGCCGGCAAUGAUUCCGGCUACUUCGGCUGUUUCCAGAUUCCAAUUUGUCGUUAAUGAGCAAGACUUCCCUUUGAUUGCCGUAGAUAAACAGUCCAAUAUGGGCCCAGUCCCCACACGCGAGUUCAGGCGUGGUACUUUACAGUAUCUUUUACGAUGCGUACAAGCCCAGCGAGAUACAACGAAGUUCACAACUCCAGAGUGGGUCAUUAGCGAUACGGCGUGGCCAGAGACCGUCUACCUUAAGAUCAAUGGCGAGCAUUUGGAAGUUAGAAGGAAGAUUCACCAUGGAAAAGACCUCCCAGUUGAUAUCACGCGUUACAUCCUACCUCCCUCACCGGACCGCGUAGCCGCCAACCUAAUCAAGGUGUCUACCCCACGCCUGCACAAGGCCUUGAAACCAACUGUUUACUUCCUCGCGGUCGAAGUCAUCGAAAUUUUGCAGCACCCCCAAAUACUCGAUAUGUGCCAGCAACAACGGAUUCCUGCGUCUCAAACCCUAGACGGGAUAAAGAAAUCCCUUACUGGACCGUCAGACGAUGAUGAUGACUUCGCCAUGGUAAUAAGCGAUCUCUCCAUUGACCUUGCCGACCCCUUCACGGCGCGAAUCUUCGACAUUCCCGUCCGCGGCAGCUCCUGCUUACAUCGGGAAUGCUUCGACCUGGAGACCUUCCUCCUGACGCGCAACUCCAAACCCAAGCAGCCCGGUCAACCGUCUCUGGUCGACGCCUGGAAAUGCCCAUUGUGCGGCCGAGACGCGCGACCAUAUUCUCUGCUGGUUGAUGACUUCUUCGUCUCGGUCCGCGCGAAGUUGGCGGAAGAUAAUAAUCUGGAUGUGAAAGCCAUCUUGAUAUCCGCAGACGGCACAUGGAGACCGAAACCAGAAGCCGUGCCGCUCAAAAGGAAAGCAGCCAAGGAUCAAGCCGGAGAUGAUGAUUCAGGUACCGACGACGACGAAGCCACGGGAAGAGAGAAGACAACAACCGCCUCGGCACAAGCCAGUAGAGCCGGGUCUUUACAAGCUAACGGACGGAGUCGAGGGAGUAGGAGUAUGAGCGGCCCAGCAGAAGUUAUCGAAUUAGACUAA